This is a messenger RNA of Meloidogyne enterolobii, 561 nucleotides long. The record is from the annotation of a GenBank genome assembly. NCBI's taxonomy places the organism in Eukaryota, Metazoa, Nematoda, Chromadorea, Rhabditida, Meloidogynidae.
AUGUUUAAUACAAUUGUACUUUUCCCAUUAAUUAAUUUUUUCGUUAUUUUUACACAUUUCUCCAUUGCUGAACAGGACGAUAUUCAACCAAAUAAUGCCUCUUCUAGUUUGAGAGAUUUAAGACGCGCCCCACAAAGAACAGAGGAGCCAAAAUGUGGCACAGCAGAUUUAAGUUAUCAACCUUGUACAAGCAAAACGGUGGCAAACAAAUUGUUUCUUGCUUGUUGUGAACAAUUUGUAGCACCCGAAUGCCACUUUCUCUGUCAAUAUGAAACGGAUCAUGCUGCAGCUAAGAAAUUGAUUCUCCAAUCAUUAAAUUCUCGUUGUGGUCUAAAAUCGCUUUCUGGAGUGCUCUACUGUGCAUCUCAAAAUAGAAAUAAUCAACAAUGCUGUCAAGAUUUGGAUUUAAAUUCUCCCCAACUUUUGGUCGGAAGUCGCUGUCUUCGAAUGUGUGAUCCAGGAGGAUCUCAACUUGGCCGUUUAACUAAAGACGACGCUACUUGCCUGUACAACUGGAACGUGAUUAUGUACUGUCAUUAUUCUGGAAUUCGGGAAAUGUAG